This is a messenger RNA of Microsporum canis CBS 113480, 1137 nucleotides long. RefSeq lists its product as hypothetical. NCBI's taxonomy places the organism in Eukaryota, Fungi, Ascomycota, Eurotiomycetes, Onygenales, Arthrodermataceae. The record is from RefSeq and is a predicted model, not a curated record. The coding region runs from base 1 to 1137 and encodes 378 amino acids. The transcript has a single exon.
AUGCAACUCAAAAUCGACGAGAAAAAGCCAGGAGAGAUCACCGUGUUCACCGGUGCACAACGGCCGGAUCUUCUCGCUCUCACGAGCAAAAGCGACUGUCCCCUUAUCUUCCUCUGGCCUGAGUUCCUGGAUGGCGGCAUCACGACCCAGCGACAUUUCGAGAAACUGUACGACCUCCCUCAGCUUGCCGGAUAUCAGCUGAUCGCCGUGCACACCCUCGACGGAAAAGAGACCGUGGUCGGCAGCGGGAACUCCACCCCUUUCUUCUGGAGGGAGCUGGCGGAUAUCGGGAAUGAUAGCAAAUCUGUGCACUUUGCCAAAGUUCUGCAGACCCUUCCGGACGGGGGCUUCGACACGAUGCUCGCCCGAGGAGUCCACCAGGCGAUCGCCCGAAGGGGUAAGAAGAAGGUAGCACAGGGAGCUCUAACGCACGACCAGGUCCAGGACAUGCCGACCUGGACACUGACAGAGACACCCAAUGCCCUGUCUGCCUUGUCUAUCGCCGUCCUUCCCGCCUGGAGGAGCUAUGGGGUCGCAGAGAUGCUCAUCAAGACAAUGAAGGAGACCGCACGGAGAGAAGACAUGGUAGCACUCGUCGUGCCGUUACGGCCCACCCGAAAGACGGAAUUCCAGGACAUCGACAUGGCUGAAUAUGUCGAAUGGACCAAGGAAGAACGCGAGACCAGCGGUCGCCAUCCAAACGAGGAAGUCGGAGACGUCACGGAAGAUAUCAAUAAAGAGGCCAAUGAAGGGACCACCGGGGGGAAGACUGGGCAGGCAAAGGGUACCAAUGGCGGGUUGGACGGACAACAGCCACAGCCAGCAUUCGUCCCCUUCGACCCCUGGCUGCGCAAACACGUCCGUCUAGGGGCGCGAAUGGUCAAGAUAGCGCCGUUCAGCAUGACCAUCAGCGGCAAUGCGGCGGAGUGGGAGCAGUGGUGCUGCAUCGACGUCCGCCAGCGUGCAGAGGAGGCGAUGAAGCUGCGCGAGAGUGCCUGGGUGCCCGGCAACAAGGAGACACCUGUCAUCUUCAAGCCCAAGGGCUGUCUUGCACCCAUGCGGUACUACCCAAGCAGAGACGUGGGCGAGUACCUCGAGCCAAACGUCUGGCUCUUCCACUCUCUCGACCGGUUGUAG